AUGGCUCUCGUGAGGGAGAAUGAUCAGCUGGACAAGUUUGUGACAUUUCUCGCGAAACGCGACGGCAUCGACAAGCUGGUGAAGACGUUUCAGUAUGUCUUCAAGCUCGCUCACUGGCAGCUCCUGAGAACAAAUAAAGAUUUGGCCGACCGGGCUCAAAAAUUUGAGAUUGGUUGUGGGCUAAGCCGGAAGGCGUUCCGACUGGGUCGAUUCCUGACCGGUUUCAACAAUCUCCGGACAACUCAGUACUCCGACUGGAAGGUGACAACUCUUUCCGUGGUCGGCAGUGCUGGUGAAAUGGUUUACUUCUUCUUUGAUCACCUCACAUGGAUGUCCAAAGUCGGCCUACUCGAGCCAAAACUAGCCGCCAAGGCCGCAUACAUAUCAGCCUACGGCGAGACCGUUCUCUACCUGUGCUUCAUCUCGCUGGAUAUCAUAAUGAUCAAGAGGGGAAUGGAGCAGGAGAAGCAGCUCCAGGCGAAGCUGAAGGAGCUGCACCGUCGAGCAGAGGCCCUUGCCCUCACAGCAAAGAACAGCCCCCGCCAUGGAAAGAGCAGUGGUGGUGGUGAUGAUGGCACUGACAGCAGCAUGUGUGCGUUCAGUAUUGAUGCGUCGCGGCGAAGCAGCUUUGAGAGUCAGAGUCAUGACUGUGGGAAGAGCAACAGCAGCCAGGGAAGCGAAGGUGAAAACGGCUGGUUGGCAGCAGCUGCACCAGAGGGGAAGGUAGGCCCUCCUGCUGAUGUUCCAGAGGGGAAGGCUGCUGAAAUAGCGGAUGGAGGGCAAGGAAGUCACAAUCUGCCGCUGCUAUGCACGUGCAAAGAGGCUUACAUUGAGGAAUUGAGAAGGCUGGAAGGGGAGGCAAUGAAGAUCAAGAUUGCGCUGAGCUCCAUCAGAAUGGAGAGGCUUAUGCGUGUUCUGAGCAUUGCUGGGCAGUUUGGCGAUCUCCUGAUUUCCGUAGCUCAAGUGGAGCCUAAUCCGGUGUGCUGCCACCCGCUUACAUUGGGCUUGAGCGGAUUGCUGUCAGCAUGGACUGGCUGGUACCGUUUGUGGCCCGCCAAGUAG
Molecule: messenger RNA, 1062 nt
Organism: Closterium sp. Naga37s-1
Lineage: Eukaryota; Viridiplantae; Streptophyta; Zygnematophyceae; Desmidiales; Closteriaceae
Source: the annotation of a GenBank genome assembly